Paramecium octaurelia is the source of this 1931-nucleotide messenger RNA. NCBI's taxonomy places the organism in Eukaryota, Ciliophora, Oligohymenophorea, Peniculida, Parameciidae. The record is from the annotation of a GenBank genome assembly.
AUGUAAUAAGUUGAAUAAUUUCAAGUGAAAUUUGAAAAAGUCAUCGGACGAGGAGCUUUUGGGUAGAUUUUUUAGGGGGAAAUCGAUGUUAGUAAAGUUGUUGCCCUCAAAGUCUAAGAUAGAAUAACUGAACAUGAGAAGCAGAUUUUAACUGCACUUAAAGGGAAUUAAUUUGAUCAUAUCAUUGAAGUGAUUGCUUUUGAAGAAAACAACAAAGGAGUUUUCACGGUUAUGGAACUCGGACAAUGCUUGUAAUUACAAAAUCAAUCUGAUAAAAGAAGGAUUUGUUUGGAAGUAUACAAUAUUAAAUAUCUUAGAUGUCUAAAGGGGUUGCAUAAUUACAUAAAUUAAGAUUUUUUCAUAGAGAUUUAAAACCAGAUAAUUUUGUAUUAGGAUAAGAUAAUAAAAUCAAAUUGAUAGAUUUUGGAAUUUCAAAAACAAUUGAAUCUAUAACUUAAUCUCGAAUGCAAGGAACAUCAAAAUAUAUGGCUCCAGAAGUUGUUGCAUGCACAGAUUAUGAUUCUUCUGUUGAUAUUUGGUCUUUGGGAAUAUUGUUUUAUGAAGUAUUUACAAAUGAAUAAUUUUUUGCAAAAUUUGAAGAGUCUGAUAUGAUUCAAAUAAUUCAAGAAGUUCAGCAAAUAUAAAUCAAUUAAAAAAUAAGAGGAUAAAAAUAAUUAGAAUAAUGGUAAAAAGAAUUAUUAUAAAAAAUGAUUGUUCAAAAAUUGGAUGAAAAUUUACAGUUGGUCUAGUCUAUAGAAAGAAUAAGUAUAGAUGAAGUAAUUCAAGUGCUUGAAAAACAUGAUGAAUCAAUUAUUCAAGACAAUAUUGAAUUAAAGCAGGAUAAAUAACAUAAUUAGGUUGGUCUUAACUUCAUUAACUAAUUUAUUUUAUACCAUUAUACUAUGCUUCUUCAGUUAAUGUAAACAUUAAAAAUAAAAAUACCAUAAUACUUUUUGUAGAUUAGCAAUUUUAUUCUACUUAUGAUCUCCAACAUUAAAUUAUGGCUUUUUAAUAUUUAGCAUUCUUUAUUAAUCUGUAUCAAAGAGGAGUAAUAAAAGAAUGACUAAUUAAUUUAAUCAAACAUAAAUGAAAUACAGAAUUAUUUAAAACCUUAUAUAGAGCUCUAUUUGUAUCUAUACCCUAUAUUAAAAGUAGCUUAUUAAAAAUGUUUACACUAUUUACAAGUAGUUUAUUAAGCUGUAAUGUAUUUUUUCAAAAUAGUUGUAAAAAUCCCAGUAGUGAUCAUACUUGUAAAUUACAAUUUCGGAGUAAUGCUUUUAAAAAGAUGUUAUCUAAUUAUUUAGUUAUUUAAAAGAUUUUAAAUCAUUAUUAUUUAUUAAUUAAUAAAUGUAUCUAAACCUAAAUAAUACCCUAUUGCGCUAUUAAUUGGGGAAGCUGGUGUUGGUAAAACAAAAUUGUACAAUCAAAUUAAUGAUUCAGAAACCUUGUAAUAUGAAAUUAUAGAGACAAGUUCUUUUGAUUUUUAACAUAAUUAUGAAUAAAGGGAAAAGCAAAUAACAGAAUUUUAAGAUAUAUUUUAUAGUAAACCAAAUAAAGUGGCUACAUUAUUCUUGGUUGUAAAAUUUCAAGAGCUUCAUUUAAUGAAAAGAUCAAUAUUGAAUAUUUAUCCUUACUUCAAGAAGUUUUAGAGUUAAAUAACCCUUGUUGUUACUCAUUUUGAUUUAAGUGAUGACUAGAAAUAAGAUAAAAUUGAUUUAUAAAUAGCAUUAAAAUUGUUUAAAGUAAAGUCCAUUUUAUUUGUUGGUCAGAAAACAUCGAAAUAAGAAUUAAUAGCUUAAAUAAGAGCUUCAGAUUGUUUAAUUCCAAUUGGAGAAGGCUAUUAAUUUGAUUUAUCUGAUACAAUAUUUGAACAGUUUCACAAAUAAAAUCGAUAGGAAGUUAUGAAUGCUUAAUAAGAGUUGAUUGAAUGA